AUGGAGCACUCAAUCUUGUCAACGCCGCGUUCGUCGUCAUCGACCCUGCACGAGAUGAACGCGCCCGCCGCCCCGCCAGUUCUCUCGGCUGCUCUCGAGCAGGAAAUUCUAAGGGACGAGUUGCGGACGGAGAAGUAUGGUGGUGACGAUCCGCUUUCACCGCCGCCCAAUCAUGCGCCUCCACCGCCAGAGGAGAGCGAUCCGAAUAUGGUGACCUGGGACGGUCCCGAUGAUCCAGCCAAUCCGCAGAACUGGUCGGUUCCGUAUAAGUGGAUUGUCACGGUUAUUUGUUCAAUCCUAACCAUUUGCGUGACGUUCGCUUCGUCCGCGCCGACAUCUGCGACGCUUCUCAUCGCCGAACAGUUCCACAUAAGCACGGAGGUUGCCAACCUCAUCACGACGUGCUUCUUACUAGGCUACGUGUUCGGGCCGUUCUUUUGGGGGCCAGGAUCCGAGCUCCUUGGCAGACGACCCAUCUUCGUCAGCACCAUGGUCGCCUUCACGUUAUUCCACCUGGGGCAAGCUCUUGCGCAGAACCUGGAGACCCUGCUUGUGACCCGCUUCUUCGCCGGAUUCUUUGCGGUUGCGCCGAUGACGACGUGUGGAGGUAUCAUUGCAGACAUCUGGGAUCCCGUUGGCCGUGGGCUGUCCACAAGUAUGUUCAGUGCAUGUGUCUUCCUGGGACCAGUCAUGGGCCCAAUCAUCGCCUCUUUCGUUUCCGAAAGCUAUCUGGGCUGGAGAUGGGUCUUUUGGCUCAUGAUGAUCUUCGCCGGCGCUUGUACUACUGUCGGCGUCAUCUUCCUGCCAGAGACUUACGCACCGAUCUUACUGGCCAAGAAGGCCAAGCAGCUGCGUAAAUUGGAUCCCGAGCACAACAAAGAGAUCUAUGCUGAACACGAGAGACAAGAUUGGUCUAUCAUGGGAGUCCUCAACCGGACACUCCUGCGCCCCUUCCAUAUGCUGCUCAUGGAGCCCAUCCUGGUCUUGGUGACCAUCUAUCUCGCCGUUGUCUACGGUGUUCUCUAUGGCUUAUUCGAGGCGCUGCCCGUCAUCUUCAUGGAAAAGCGUGGCUUCACGAUCUCACAGAACGGACUCGUCUUCAUCGGCGUCGGCAUUGGUGCAAUCCUCGGGUCCGGCUGCAACCUAUACUUCACGCGCCACUAUCCCGAGCUCAUCGUCAAGUGGCGCGGGUUCCCCCCGCCUGAGCAGCGGCUGUUCGGUGCGAUGUUCGCCGGCCCAUGCUUGGUCGUCGGGGCCUUCUGGCUCGGGUGGUCGGGCGAGUACCCCGCGGUGCCGUGGUACGUUCCAGCGCUAAGCACGGUGUUGAUCGGCUUGAGCGUCAACCUCGUUUUCAUGUCGUUCUUGAGUUAUCUCGUAGACACGUACCUCAUGUACAGCGCGUCAGCUUUCGCUGCGAACACGUUCAUCCGUUCCGCCGUCGCGGCUGGCUUCCCACUGUUCACGGUUCAGAUGUUCACGAAGCUUGGCGUGAAUUGGGCCGGCUCGUUGAUUGGUUUCGUCGCUCUGGCACUCGCUCCAAGUCCGUUCCUUUUCUACAAGUACGGAGCUCGGAUCCGCUCCAAGAGCAAGUUCGCGCCCUGCAUCGAUCUCAAAAUCGCGCAAGAGAUCGAGGCUGCCAUGGAGAAAGCCGACCCUUCUUACUCUGUCUAA
Molecule: messenger RNA, 1671 nt
Organism: Gloeophyllum trabeum ATCC 11539
Lineage: Eukaryota; Fungi; Basidiomycota; Agaricomycetes; Gloeophyllales; Gloeophyllaceae
Product: MFS polyamine transporter
Exons: 8
Coding region: 1-1671 (556 amino acids)
Biological process (GO): transmembrane transport
Molecular function (GO): transmembrane transporter activity
Source: RefSeq, a predicted model, not a curated record